Molecule: messenger RNA, 9346 nt
Organism: Lethenteron reissneri (Far Eastern brook lamprey)
Lineage: Eukaryota; Metazoa; Chordata; Hyperoartia; Petromyzontiformes; Petromyzontidae
Gene: USP3
Product: ubiquitin specific peptidase 3
Biological process (GO): protein deubiquitination
Molecular function (GO): zinc ion binding; cysteine-type deubiquitinase activity
Source: RefSeq, a predicted model, not a curated record
GUCGCGGCGAGCGGGGGCCGCAGAGUUCCUGCUCCCGUGCGCACGACGCUCCUGACAAUACACACGGACGGACAGACAGAAUCGCGCUAAAGUUUGACGGGUUAGGUGUGCGGCGUGGCGGGGCCGGGGGGGGAGGGAUUUGUUUUGUUUUGCCUUUGCUGGGCCGAGGCGAGGUCAGGGGCGGCGAUGAACACCACCACCACCCUGUUCCUUUGUGCGUGAAGGAAAACGAAGGCAGCGACGCAGCGUUUCGACCCCCCCCCUGCCGCUCCCUCCUCAUCCUCCUUCUCCCAGCCUUCCUUGGUGGACACUUGGUCGGCGAGGAGUGUCGACCAUGGAGUGCCCGCACCUGUUCGUGGAGGCGUGCGCCCGGGUGGAGGGGGCUCGCUUCCCGCACGGCUCCCCGUCCUCGUGGUGCUGCUCCGUGUGCCGCUCAAACAAGAGCCCCUGGGUUUGCCUGACCUGCUCGAGUGUUCACUGCGGAAGGUAUGUCAACGGACAUGCCAAGCGGCACUAUGAGGAGGCGCACGCAGGCAGCCGGGACGCUCGCAAAGGAGACAAGGAGACGGAGCCGCAUGCUGUCUGCAUGGACUGCAACAGUUACAGCGCUUUUUGUUACAGAUGUGAUGACUUUGUGGUGAACGACAACAAGCUGGGCUCGGUCCAACGGCUCCGCGAGCACCUGCAGAGCCUUGAGAAUUCAGAGAGGCUGUUGAAUGACAGGAAUGGCAAACGGAAGUGCACUGAUGCAGGAUCUCCGUCAAAGAAGCACAUGAAACUCAAUGGCAGCCUGGUGGUGGGAAGCCUCUCUGCAACAGGACUGCGGAACCUGGGAAACACGUGCUUUAUGAACGCCAUCCUGCAGUCACUCAGUAACAUCCAGCAGUUCUGCUGCUUCUUCAAAGAGUUGCCAGCCGUGGAGUUGCGAAGUGGCAAGACGGCGGGCAGGAGAAUGUACCACACGCGGAGCCAGGGUAUUGACUGCAACAUAUCUCUGGUAGAGGAAUUCAGGAAGACGCUAUGUUCACUGUGGCAGGGCAGUCCAACUGCGUUCUCACCCGACUCCCUUUUCUACGUCGUCUGGAAGGUCAUGCCAAACUUCAGGGGCUAUCAACAGCAGGACGCCCAUGAGUUCAUGCGCUACCUGCUGGACCAUCUACACAUGGAGCUGCAGUGCGGCGUGGAUCGCGCGGGCCGCUCCUGUCUUGGUCGCCGUGAUGCGGCGGUCACAGAAGACGCACACGCCAUGGGCUGCUCAGGCGAGGCACGCUUACCCCGAUCCUGCCGAAAUGGUGUUGCUACAGUGGUCACGGACAUCUUCGGGGGCAUCCUGCAGAGUGAUGUCAACUGUCUCAUCUGUGGCACCGAGUCAAAGAAAUUUGACCCCUUCCUGGAUUUAUCUCUGGACAUCCCACUCCAAUUUAGGGAGAGGAAAGCCAAGAACCAAGAACCUGGUCCGGUGUGCACCUUGCCCGACUGCCUGCACAGCUUCACAGCACUGGAGCAGCUGGAUGACUCGGAGCUCUACACAUGCCACAUGUGUAAGAAGAAACAGAAGUCCACUAAAAAGUUUUGGAUCCAGAAACUACCGGCAGUGCUGUGUUUGCACUUGAAGCGAUUCCACUGGACAGCAUAUAUGCGGAACAAGAUCGAUACAUAUGUGGAGUUUCCGCUGAAGGGUCUGGACGUCAAAUCAUUUUUACUCGAGCAGGAGAAAGGUGAGCCACCAGGCAGCAGCAACAGUUGCAGCCUCUAUGACCUUGCAGCGGUCGUGGUGCAUCACGGAUCGGGGGUUGGCUCGGGACACUACACAGCAUAUGCGGCGCACAAUGGGCUCUGGUUCCACUUCAAUGACAGCACAGUUACCCGAUCAGAGGAGGACACAGUGGCCAGGGCUAAGGCCUACAUCCUCUUCUACACAAAGCGGCAGCGGGACAAUGGGAAAUAAACCUCAAAUUGUGCGUGCACUACCCUACCUUUGACAAUGUGUGCUGCUCAGACAGCUUGGAGUAUGUGUAUGCAUACACCAAUGUAGUCUCGGUAAAGAAUGUAAACGAAUAGAAUUCUCCUUGGAACAAGGAUACUGGUGAAGCUUCAUGCUGCCACGUGGAUAGCAGUGAAACGAGGCCAUUCUUUUGAAUUGUACUUUGUAUCUUGAGCCAAUUAAUGAGCAAUGCUCCACGUCUGCUGUCUGUGCAAGUGAGAUGACAGCAGGCUACAUGUACAUACAUGACGAUUGGGAAGGAGAGUGCAUUGGAGCUUGUGAGAGCUGUGUGCAAGCGUUUGUCCCUGUUUUUGUCAGUUCAGUUUAACUUUCUGUGAGAGGACCAGCAUUGAACAUUGGAAAAAAGUGCCAAGCAAUGGUGGGUCUGUCACAAAAAUGUAAUCUUUUAAAUGAAAAAAAACUUUUAUUUUCUUUGCAGACCAUGUGAAAUCUAAUGAAAUACGUGUCCGGUAUUUGUUUUGCAUUUUAAAUGCAGGCACAAAUAUUGGAAGAUGUGUUAGAUCAGGUUUUGUAAUGACCAAAUUAUGACAAACGUAAAUAAAUUUGGGCAGUCACAUGGCCCAGCUGUAACGCUUUCUUGUUGCUUGUUACAGCGGUUCCUCGUUCAAAUCCAGCCUCCUCCCUGAUUAAUACUGUGAUUAUGUUAACCAUAAAAAAAUAAACGUCUGCUUCACAAUGGAUAAUAAAGAUCCCCUUACGUUACCGCAAGAGUAGGCCUUGUAUGCCAGCAAAUGAUCCAAAUUGUUAAAUCUAAAAAUUAACCGCAAAUUACUUUAUUUGAUUGUACAUAUCAAUCAUCAACCCCCUACUGCGAAAACCUGGCAGGAAUCUCCUUAAAUUCUUUCAGGAUUUCCUGAGUAAACAAACAUAAUAAAUAAAUAUACAAUAUAAUUUCUCACUAUAUUCACAUUUGUUACAAUUUGGGGCACAUUUAAUCAAGUCGCUUAUGAAAUAAGAAUUUCAUCAUUUUUUGGGAAAUUGUUGCCAGAUGACAAGUUUUAAUUGUGAUCAGCAUUUACUUCAUGAAAACAUUUAACAUAAAAAUAGCCUAAAAGGCCUUCCACAAAGCAACACAUUUUUUGUUAUUUAAAUUACAACCUAAUAUUGCAUGCAUUUUGUUUUAUAUUUUAAAUGGCAAGCAAGCACAGGCAAUCGCAACAAGUCAGGAAUUGUACCGGUGUAAGGCGUCUGCAUAACUGAUGGGUUUUUUUCACAAUGACUGGUCGUGCAGUUAUGUCACCAUCAGGUUUAGGUUUUGGAAUGGAAUGACAGUGAAGUACAGCGCAGCACAAACUACAAUUCCAUGUGCGCAUGAUCACAAUUUCUGAAUUGUUGUCUCCAAGCUGUUAUUGCAUUUCAACAUUUGAAAUGGGCAAUUGCAAAGUAAUGCAUUGGAAAAAAUAAACUGAUUUCUUUUCAUAUGACCUCAUAUAUAUGUAUAGACACGUGCUAUUGAAGCAGGACUCCAAUAAUAUGUACUCCAAUCUGCAAAUUCCUGUAAUUUGUGGAUUAUUGAAGGUUUACACCUCCCAUGAUCUGAACCAGAAAUCCAAAAACGAUAUUUGCAUCUUUUUUGGGAGCAGGGAAUUCUCUGAUUCACAGCACACCGUAUCAGCAGCAUCCGCAGGUUAACUUGCGAGCCUUACCGACCUAAUCCAGACAUUUUAUUUUUUGCUUAAUGGGGCCGUGUGGCUCAUUCCACUUGUUAAACAUGGCACUCUAUGGCAGAUUAAAAACGUAUCUUGGUCCGUAAACCAUAAUCCAUAGAGGGACGGAGUUGGAAGGAAACGUGGAUUUAAGAUUUAGUUUUUGCAUCAUCACAGAUUCGCUGUGCUGGUAUGAAUUGUUUAGUCGAAAAUAAUUAAACGUUUUUGUUACUUGGGAUCAUCAUCACAAUCCAUGGGCAGAUAGCCCGUGGACAUAUUUGUCCACUGCAUAUUUCAUCAUUUGUUUCCACUUUCCUCAGUCUUGUGACAAUAUACUCAAGUAGUGCACAUCUGUCUGGCACCAAUCUCUUACGUCGUGAAGCCAUUCUCUGUUAGGUCUUCAUCUCUUUAGACUUAGGAUAUCAAGUCUAAAACAAUCCUAAAUAAAUCCCUUAAUAUAGACCCAUAUGGCAAAUUUGCACCGUUUGGGUCUUGGAAAACUCGUAAUUUAGUAAUCUGCAAAUUCAUUGUGGAUUAAGUUAUCUGGUAAUUUAGCUGGUACUCGCAUGUUUGCACUUCCCCUGUCAUCCGCAAUUUUUUGUAAAUAAAUGGAAUCGCACAGCUCUUUCCUCCCAUAAUCUGCUGCACACCACGCGAACAUUAUUUUCAUGGAUUACAGAACUAACCUCGGCAAUGGGCAGAGAAUUAUGUGCUCCACGAUAUGGUCCCCUUCCAUCAUCACUGUGAGUGUUUGGAGUUCUGCUGUAUAUGCUCUACACAUAAUACGGCUGAAUGAGUGUGGUCAGAUAUUUUUACACAAUCACAACGUUGCUAGUUCAAAUCUAGUGAAGGAUUCGGUGAUUAAUUAGUUACCACUCUGUGGGAAAUUAAAAGUUAUUGUCAUAUGAAGCACCUGGUCUCCUCAUAGUAAGAUUCACAAAUGGCUCAAGCUACUCAUGGAGAUGCAUGCUGCCCCAUUGAACACGCAGACACUGCUACAUGGUGUAUGGUACAUGUGUGUGUGUGUAUAGAUAUGGGGAGCAGUAGUGUUUGAUUAUUAUCUGAAUUAAUCAUGGGCCUCCCCUAGGUAGACUCGGCCUCAAAUGAGUACCUUGUGCGAUGUGCAAACAUCGCCACUGGGGAGACAAAGGCGUCCAGGUGUGGUGCUGGCCACUCAACCCCUCGUGUGUCGUGCCGGUCUUCAUAAGUGCUCGCUAACGGCACUUGUCCCAAAAGUCUGUUGAGGCUAUACAGGAGAUGUUUGUCUUUGUAUGGUUAUAUACACUUACAUAGUACCGACAGUACUCCAUUAUUAGUGGUGACAGUGACUUCGUAUCCCAAUCAACAAAUGAAAUAUACAUAUCUGGUGCGCAUUCAGCACGGUCAUUUUUAUGGUGUCAGCGUGGCUGCCAUAAUUUGCUUAAAGAAUAAUCAUUUAAUUUUACUGAAAGGAAUUCACAUGAGCAAAUAUCAUAACUUGGAUUUCCUUGUAAAAUGUCUGAUUACUAAGGUGGUUCGGAUACUUAAAUUUUGAUUGGGAAUUUUAGUCAUUCCAUGUAACUGUUGGAAAACAUUUAACAAUCAAUAUGUGCAUUUUUAUCAUUGCUACGCACUCUUCAGCAUGAUUUUUGUAAUUUGAAGCAAAUUCUAUUGAUAAUAUUAUGCGUAGUCCACGUAAGUAUUUGGUCGCAAGAAUACAUACACACAUUGGCUAUUGUUGCUGCUUAAACUCUCCCUCACAAAGCUGAUAUUGCGGAAAAAUUGGCCUCAAUUUGGUUUAUUGCUUCAUGUGUUGGUGGAAAUGAGCCAAUUGCAUCCGAAAUUUACCCCACACGUCGCAUGGCCUUAAGGUGCAUGGCCAUCACGAUUGGCAACUAUUUUCCUGAGACAUCGGUCAGUUUUGUGUCGGAAGCAGUCAGACUAAUUAUGUUAUGGCACACACAUAUACGUGUUUGUGUCUGCGAUGGUAACAUAUGUCCAAAAACAUUUAUGAUAAGGCCUCUAUUUACAUUGGGAAUACAUCCUUGGAAAACAUGACGUGUGGUGAAAGAACGUCAAUCUAAACCUAUUUUACCUUUGACUUAAUUAUAUACAUUUAGGAUGCAUUCUUGGGGAGAAUUUUUUGGUUAAAAAAAUUGCAGAAACAAUAUAAAAUACUGUAAGUAAGAAAAAAUAAAAGCAAAAGAUACCAAAAAAGAUUAUGUAACAAAUUUGAAUAUAUAAGUAAAAAAAAGAUCAAAACAGCAUUGGAGUGGAUGCAUUUCAAAUCGAAUUACGUUCCCGAAUCCGUGACAGUGAAAUGUAAAUAGGAGCAAUGUAAAUAGAGGACUUAAUGUAUUUUUCAGAAAGUAUUUGUGCAUGAAUGCGACAUCUGAAAGGUAUAUGUUUACACUUCUGAAGCAGUAAUAGCGUCUUUGCCAGUGCAAUUAUAUCCUGGUGUUUGCUCCUGGAAGGCCUUCAUGGAUCUUGUAUAAGUGAGGCUUUUCUCUCAUUGCCGUUUGGCUCCACUAACCUCGCACUCUUUUAACCAAACACCUGGGGCAGAGGGGAUUAAUAGUAUGGCACCUUUAAUGGGUUUCUCUGCUAUCUUGGGCCAGUUUUUUGUUAAAUAAGCAUACAUUAUUUCCGCCAACACAUGAUUAGACGAUGAAGCCUCUGAGUGUUGUUGUAAUAUUGUCUCUCAAUAUUAGGAAAGAGACAUUUCACAAUCCACAAUAAGCAAAUCGAGGCUAUAUAAAAUGUGAUUUAAAGCUUUCGUGACUGCAGGGAUUCAUAUUCUUGGUUCUUUCGGUAAAGUCACGUACAAGGGCAAUAAUAAAAUAACAUUAUGUUACGUAGAAGGGAAAUAAUAAAAUAAUAUUUUGUUUUAUUUUAUUAUUUCCCUUCUACGUGACUUUACCGAAAGAACCAAGACUAUAUGAAACGUGGUCAACUUCUAAAAUGUGCGAUUUCAUUUUAAAAUAAUUAUUAAAAUAACUAACUUUCAAAUAAAUGUGAAAGUAGACUUGAAAUUACACCAGUUUUUUUCAUAUCGGGAAUCUUAUGCAGUGAAGAUGUAUAUUGACAGAGAUGAAGCGUGGAUCUUUAGGCGUAGGCUGUAAUUGACAUUUUUAAUCCAACUUCUUUAUUACAAUGUAAUGAAGAGUGUGCACAUUCCAGGCUUCGAUGGCAAAGUGAAAAUUAUGGUGCUAUUUUAAAACUCGCCAUUUUAAUUACACUGAAUUACCACGAAUUAUUUCGUGAUAACCAAUAACAUUUUUUAUGGACACUACAUUCAAAAAUACUUGGUGUAUAUUUUCAAACAAUUAAGUCCAGCCCUAAAUUAGAUGAUAUUACCAUGAACUGUAAUUGUCCUAUGGAGAGAUUGGCCCUCAUCAUGGGAAAGACCUUCUUACCACCGAGUCAGAACAAAUAGCUUGUUGGAUGUUGGCGAAAAUUCACAUUUUGCAUUCAUUCAACAAUAACUUUUUUCAUAAAUGCACAUGUUUUGGGUAUCAUAAUAUGUUUUACUUUGGUUUAAUAAUUAUACUGGACUUCUAUGCAAGAGGUUUAAAUGCUUAAAAGACCUGGACAGGCAGCUGUGGUCCUUUGUUAUCAUCUGCUGACAGCAUGGACGAGCUGCAGACACUUCUGGUGCUGCUAUGUUCCUAAACGUUCUGACACGGCAACUUACAGAAUUGACUGAAAUGACCCAUGGCUAAACUUCAAGAGAUGGGUAUUAGUCGGUUGAUGAAGACUUUGUUCAGGAUUGCUCUAUAUUGAGCACUGUUUGUGCUAAUAUGCUGGUCCCUUAACACCUUGCUGAUAAGGCCAAUGACGUAAAUAUUUCCCUUAUAAAGAUAAUGUCAUCUAUUGAAACUCUUGAUGUACCAUGAAGUUAGACAAUCUUUUCAAAGGGAACCUUGCCUACAAACCAUUCCAGGAUAUCCUUUAAUUUUGAGCAUGCUGAAGCCAUGAAGACAUUAUUUAGUUCUGGAUUGGGUGAAGUGCAUUUCACGCAUUUCCUACAAUAGCUUCAUAUGAUGUAAACCAGACCUGUAAUUGUGACCUUAUCUCACAUGAUGCCCUGAUGAGGUUUUAUUUCAAUAUGUGCUAAAUCAUUGUAGAAUAAGAUACAUUGUAUUCGACCACUGUCAUUGCCCACCGCAUUGCUGUAAGUCAUUCUGCACAUGCAAAUAUAAAAGCAGCGUCACAAAACUGCAUUUUCUUGUUGAACACUAGCAUCAUGUAACAAUUUUUAAUAUAUUUUUUUGAAUGCAUUAUAAGUACCAUGUCUUAUCAAAGAAAGCAGGUCCCAUUAAUUGUUUAUGGUUUAACAGGAUUGUCAGGAAGCGGACACUUGCACCUCCAAUUUGCACGGUUGGCUGUGUACGGUGCAAAAGAAAUGUACCAUACAAUGGUGGUAAAUACCUAUUAUCCGAAUAUUUUUAAAUCACUGUUAGGUGCCAGAUGCGAAUUUCACAUUCAUGCCUGUAUCAUCCAUAUGAUGUGUUAUCACUCAUUGCUGUUUACAUUUGUUUUAAUUGAAGUGUGUUAGCCAGUGUGCAUUUCACCAGUGUGCAUUUUCGAAUGAGGAGCAAUGGGCUCGUUUCUAAGACUCGAAUCAGAAAAACUAGGAAAGGGAACCAUAACAACUCCGUAUGCUUCGUUGCAAAACUGAAAUACCAAUCCUGCAAUUCCCACAAUCGGAAAGAAUAUUGCUGUUUGUUAUUUAAUCUGACGGUGCAUUCAGUGUAUAAAAUCGGGGCUGUUAUUUACAUUUUUGAUAAGUGACGAAACUGCACUGAAGUGCAAUUGAUUUUAGAAUUUGUCCUCUCUGGCAACAAUACUAUUAACAAUGUAAAAAUAAAUUGAACGUUUGUAUUUUCUUUCUGUUGUUAGAACGGCAAACUGCUGCAAACAUGAGUUCAUUCAAAUGUAUUCUUCCUAUACGGUGUGAGAUGUAUUGUGCAUACAUGCUCAAUAUGCAUUGUGCUGAUUAUAUCAAAUAAGUGUCACGCAUGAAACUGUUUCAAUUGGCUCAAUGAUUUACGUAUUUCAUGCAAUAUUUUGUAACCUAUUCCUUAGUAUUUUGGCACAAUGCUAAAACAUCACAAAUUGCAAACAUUAAAGAUUAAUCUUUACUCUGCAAAGUAAAGCCAUUGUGAUCGAAUUUGAACCUGGUUAAAAUAUUAAUUUAAUGAGGCCCAAGGGAAAUAAAUGCUCGAAAUAACGUUGAAUGAUUCUAAUUUAUAGCCGAAUAACAUGUGACGUGAAGAGGAAAUUACGUGUGUAAUAUUUUUGUGACGUGUUACUGUUUCUUUUCAGCAUAUGUCAUGUUGCCACUUAUAGUGGCUGGGUCCCAGAACAACGUGGAUCAUGAAUAUAUAUGAAGUGAAGUGGCCCUAAAUGUGUCAGCCAUGUUUAUGUGAAGAGGUCAACUUGAAUCUAUGUCAUUUUUGAAUUAUAAUUUUGGUAGCAUUAUAAUAAUGCUUGUAUUUGAUAUAGGAUGUAUAUGAGUGCAUACAUUCAUCAUAUUUUUAAAGUAUGUAUAUGUAAUGGUGAAUUUUUUUUAAAACUGGGGACAUUACUUGACUCCAUCCAUCCAAGGAAAACAUAACCACCUUGGAUUUACAAAUCUCCCACAACAGGUGUGGCGCUAUAUUUUUGCUAAUGAAAGUGAUUGUGGUACACAAUAAAGCUCCAGCUGACUGGU